This is a messenger RNA of Penicillium digitatum Pd1, 273 nucleotides long. Its product is annotated as Herpesvirus Glycoprotein B. Lineage: Eukaryota; Fungi; Ascomycota; Eurotiomycetes; Eurotiales; Aspergillaceae. The record is from RefSeq and is a predicted model, not a curated record.
AUGUCCAAUGAACAGAACCCCGGACUCCUCGGCGGUCUUGGCGAUACCUUGGGCAAGACAGUCGGUGGCGUAACGAACACACUAGGCAGCACAGUCGGCGGUCUCGGCUCAACCGUAGGCAACGCAACAUCAGGCCUUGGACAGACUGUGUCGGGGGCGACGGAAGGGGUCGGAAACACAACGAAGAGCGCCGGAAAGGGCGUGCAGAGUGGUGUUACUAGUCUUGGGGGGCAGAAGCAGACCGGGGACAACCCGCUAGAGUUGAGUCAAUAG